This is a messenger RNA of Triplophysa dalaica, 2274 nucleotides long. Its product is annotated as A-kinase anchor protein 7-like. The coding region runs from base 283 to 1404 and encodes 373 amino acids. The transcript has 8 exons. Gene Ontology annotation, cellular component: cytosol. NCBI's taxonomy places the organism in Eukaryota, Metazoa, Chordata, Actinopteri, Cypriniformes, Nemacheilidae. The record is from RefSeq and is a predicted model, not a curated record. Gene Ontology annotation, molecular function: protein kinase A regulatory subunit binding.
CAACGACUAAACACCGUCAACUGUUCACGAAUAUUGAUUCACUAACGUACCUGUUCUCUUAAGGUAAGAUUGUGCGGUUUUCAUACGUGUAAAUAACUCGCGAGGAACCCGUUUAAACACAUUCUCUGAAAUAUUUGACAAACAUUUACACGAGUCAGUGAUCAGUGUGAUCUGUCAUGAUCCAGAUUCUCAAGAGUGUUUAUUAUAUAGUUACUGACACACGACAGAAGUCCGCGCCUUUCCGUGUCAUAUCUCAGUCAGUGGUGUUCUGCUGACAGGACUAUGCAGUGUGUGACAGAGACACGCAGUGUGUCAUGCGGAGAAGAUAUCACGAGCUGCACACUACAACAACAUCAGUCUCUACACAACAACACUACUGAGGGUGUUAAGAAAGCAAUAAUGAAGUCAAAGAAAGAGCCAAAGAAAAGCAAGAAGAAGAGGAAGGAGAGACGUGCCGCAGGAUGCUCAGACAGUCUGAUGUCAGAACUUCCCUUCUCAAACACAGAGAUCUGGACGGAGCUGGGCUUUACCGGCUCGAAAUCAAGUGUGAAGCUGAAGCGUAAGAGAGGAGAGAGCGGACGAGUCGAGAGCGAGGAAGAUGGAGAUAAGAAGAAGAAGAAGCAGGCGCUUCGUCCAAACUACUUUGUCUCGGUGCCGAUCACCAACCCAAAGAUCAAAGAGGCGGUGGAGGAAGUGCAGAAGCUGGUUCUGGAGAGAGAUGCGCGUCUGUCUCGAGCUCUCAUACCUGUGAACACUAUUCACAUCACUCUUCUGGUGACACACCUGAGUACACAACAACAGCUUGAAGUUGCUGUGUCUGCGCUGUGUGAUCUGCAGGACUCUCUGAACACACUGUUGGAGGGCAGGAGUCUCGUUCUACCCUUCUGUGGUGUGGGACACUUUAAACAGGAAGUGGCAUUUGUUCAGAUCGCAGGAGGAGAUCAUCUGAGCACACUCACACACAUGGCAGAGCGAGUGAGGAAGGCGUUUGAGGAGAGAGGCAUCGCGUCUGCUGAUGAUAAAGCAUUCAAACCUCAUCUGACGUUUCUGAAACUCUCACGAGCGCCCAAACUACGCAAGCAGGGAGUUAAGAAGCUCAGUCCCACGCUGCUGUCAGACUUUGAGAGUCGUGUUUUUGGAGACGAAUGUGUGUGUAGAGUGGACCUGUGCUCCAUGCUGAAGAAAAAGUCUGCAGAUGGAUAUUAUCACUGUGAGAAGAGCGUCACAUUCAGUGUUAAGAAAGCGCCGGAUGAUGAUGAGUUAGUGAGUCUGAGUAAGCGUCUGGUUGAAGAUGCCGUGUUGCGGGCCGUGCAGCAGUAUACGGAGGAAACUCAACACAAUGGCGCGGUGCCAAAAGACGAGGGUCCACCUGGACCCACCGACACUCUGAGCAACACUAAGUGACCCCGUGACCCUCAUCCUGUACCCUGACCCGACCGCUGCGACACGCCUGCCAGGGGGCGUCACACGACGGCAGAUAGCGUUAAGACUUGAUCUGUGGAGUGAAGUGUUGAAGAUGUGAGUUGUUGAGAUGCUCACGGGGACGUGAACUGAUGAUGAUGAUGUGUUGGCUGUUUCCUUUUUCGAAAUCCCUCUCCUGCCCUACAUUAAUGAAAACACACACACUUUAAUGAUCAUCUCAGCUGUUCUCUCUCUGUGCAGAUGUACUGCAGACGUGAAGCUCACGUGUUCUUCAUUCACACAGAACAUGUGGACAUGUACGGGACACCAGACCUUGUGUGAUUAGUGUGACAUUAACGGACGGCGCUUGUGUUUGUGUUUCAGGCCCACUCGACUCACAGAGCGUCCGCUUGUGGAAGAGAGUUCAGGACAUUAAGACUCUGUUAACACAAGCACACAUUCAAGCUAACAUCAUACAAGAGCUCACGCUGAACUACACACACACACAAACACACACACACAGACAGCAGGAGAGACGAGCACUUGACAUGAAGUUACUCUGAUUUCUGAAUAUUACAGUAAAUAUGAGUUUGAUUUGUAUAAUGUUUCAGAUGAGCACUUCCGCAGUGGCCUUACAGACCCUCAUGUGUCAUCGCUGAUGUUUCAUUGAUAUUUUCACCAAAACCUUAAAAUCUCUCUUUUAUGUCUGUAAUGUCAUCUUUUUGUUCUGUUAACCCAUUUUGAUGAUGUCGUAUGAAAUACUUUGGGCCACGAUGAAUCAGGGAUGAUUCAAUAAAACACUAUGUCUACGAUGUCAUAAAUGUCACCCGUCACUUUUCUAUGCUCAAAAUAAAUGACACUCAGUGAAAAUGA